AUGUCAACCCUCACCCUCCCCGAACCCCUCUCCUCAAUCCCCCGAACCCCCCUCCUCCUGGGUCCCUCCCCAAUCCACCCUCUCCCCCGCAUCUCAGCAGACCUAGGCGGCAACGCAACCAUCUACGCCAAACGCGACGACCUCAACUCCGCCUACGCCUACGGCGGCAACAAAACCCGCAAACUCGAGUAUCUGCUUGCAGACGCCUUGUCGCAAUCCGCCGACACCCUGGUGUCCAUCGGCGGCGUGCAGAGCAACCACACGAGACAAGUAGCUGCCGUCGCUGCUAGAUCUGGGCUGAAGGCCGCGCUUGUGCAGGAGAAGUGGGUUGAUUGGGAGGACGGGGGUUAUGAAUCCGUGGGGAAUAUCCAGUUGAGUCGGUUGAUGGGGGCGGAUGUGAGGCUGGAGCGCGAGGAGGGGUUUGGCAUUCAGCAUAAAGGGACUGUGAAGGGAGUGAUCGAGGACAUUCAGAAGAACGGGGGGAAGCCGUAUUAUAUCCCCGCCGGGGCGUCGGACCAUCCGCUUGGUGGACUUGGGUUUGCGCGGUGGGCGUUUGAGGUAAGGCAGCAGGAGAAGGAGAUGGGUGUUGAGUUUGGGACGGUCAUCGUGUGCGCGGUGACGGGGUCGACGUUUGCGGGGAUGAUUGCCGGGUUCAAGUUGAUUGAGAAGCUUGAGCCUGAGCUGCCGAAGAAGAAGGUUAUUGGGAUUGAUGGGUCUGCCACGCCCGCGCAGACCAAGGAGCAGGUGUUGAGAAUUGCCAGGAAUACUGCGAAGAAGAUUGGGUUGGGGGAGGAAGAUAUCACCGAGGAGGAUGUUAUUCUCGAUGAGCGGUAUCAUGCGGGGACUUAUGGUAUUCCUGAUAAGCAGACUUGGGAGGCUAUCGAGUAUGCUGCUCGUAUGGAGGCGUUUAUCACGGAUCCUGUCUACGAGGGUAAGAGUUUCGCGGGUAUGGUGGAUAUGAUUCGGAAGGGUGAAAUUCAGGGCAAUGUUUUGUACGCUCAUCUGGGUGGACAGUUGGCUUUGAACGCUUACUCCCAGUUGGGGGCGACUAAGUAG
Messenger RNA from Aspergillus chevalieri, 1056 nucleotides. Its product is annotated as putative 1-aminocyclopropane-1-carboxylate deaminase. Lineage: Eukaryota; Fungi; Ascomycota; Eurotiomycetes; Eurotiales; Aspergillaceae. Bases 1 to 1056 code for a protein of 351 amino acids. Gene Ontology annotation, biological process: amine catabolic process. Gene Ontology annotation, molecular function: 1-aminocyclopropane-1-carboxylate deaminase activity; pyridoxal phosphate binding; D-cysteine desulfhydrase activity. The transcript has a single exon. The record is from RefSeq and is a predicted model, not a curated record.